Messenger RNA from Chrysoperla carnea, 425 nucleotides. RefSeq lists its product as uncharacterized. The record is from RefSeq and is a predicted model, not a curated record. Bases 27 to 425 code for a protein of 132 amino acids. NCBI's taxonomy places the organism in Eukaryota, Metazoa, Arthropoda, Insecta, Neuroptera, Chrysopidae. The transcript has 2 exons.
UUUUCAAUCAACAACAAUCAAUCAAAAUGUUUAAAUUGACAAUUUUAUUAGCUUUCGUAGCUUGUGUUGCAUUCGUUGCAGCUGAAUCAGAGUCAGACAGUGUGUCAAUCAGUGCAACAAGUGGUAUGGCAAUGGCUAGUGAUAAUAAUAAAAUAUUUGGAGCUUGGGAAUUUGGAUUGGGUGGUUUAGCUGCUUAUCGUUAUUUACAUCCAUAUCCAAUCGUUCGUAGUGCGAUUGUGUCACCAAUAGUCGAACCAAUUGUAGAACCAAUUGUACCAAUUGCACCUGUUGCUCCAGUUGUUCCAUUGUUACCACGCGCAGUAGAUUUAGACUACUCAACUGUUGGAUACAAAGCUGAUUUACCUUUUGGAUCAUAUUCUUAUGGAUACAACACCCUUCCAACUGCUGUUCGUCAUUAUUACUAA